ACUUCACCAGUAGGGUAGUUGUAACCUCCGCCCUCUGUCGAUACAACCUAUAACUCUCUUCACACAUAAAAAAACAACCUCAAUCCUCCUUCCACAUUUCUUGAUCCAAUUCCAUUACAACAAUCAAUAAUCAAUGGCGCACCUUCUAAACUCCUCCUUCACCCCCACCACCACCACUCUCCGCCGCACCCACCACCCCCUCACCGCCCCCACCACCCGCAAACCCACCCAAAUUCACGCCAAGAUCCGCGAAAUCUUCAUGCCCGCCUUAAGCUCCACAAUGACCGAAGGCAAGAUCGUUUCUUGGAUCAAAUCAGAAGGCGACAAGCUCUCCAAAGGCGAAUCCGUUGUCGUUGUUGAGUCCGACAAAGCCGACAUGGAUGUCGAGACCUUCUACGACGGCUAUUUAGCCGCCAUCAUGGUUGAAGAAGGCGGCGUAGCCGCCGUCGGCUCGGCUAUCGCCCUUUUAGCCGAGUCCGAAGACGAAAUCGCCCAAGCCGUUUCCAAAGCCAAAAAUCAAUCGGCUUCUGCUCCGGCUCCGGCUCAAGAUUCGGCUUCAGCUCCGGAGCCGGCUCAAGCUUCGGCUCCAGCUCCGGCGCCGGCUCAGACUUCGGCUCCAGCCCCGGCUUUGGCUCCGGCUCGGGUGGCUUCGGCUCACCCGGCAUCCGAAGGGGGGAAGAGGGUGGUGGCAUCACCUUAUGCAAAGAAGCUUGCAAAGGAGUUGAAUGUGGAAUUGGGUUUGGUGGUGGGGAGUGGGCCGAUGGGCCGGGUUGUGGCAAAGGAUGUGGAGGCGGCGGCGGUGGCUGCUGCGCUGGCGGUGGCUGAGCCAGGGAAGACGGUGGCUGAGCCGGUGAAGCCGGAUGGGGUGGAGUUGGGUUCGGUUGUGCCGUUUACGACGAUGCAGGGUGCGGUUAGUAGGAACAUGGUUGAGAGUCUUGCAGUGCCUACUUUUAGAGUAGGGUAUACGAUUACUACUGAUGCACUUGAUGCUUUGUAUAAAAAGAUUAAGCCGAAGGGUGUGACGAUGACUGCGUUGUUAGCGAAGGCCACUGCGCUUGCGUUGGCUAAACACCCGGUUGUUAAUUCAAGUUGUAGAGAUGGGAAGAGUUUUACAUAUAAUAGUAAUAUCAAUGUUGCGGUUGCAGUGGCGAUAGAUGGUGGUUUGAUUACUCCUGUUCUUCAGAAUGCGGAUAAGGUUGAUAUUUACUCGUUGUCGAGAAAGUGGAAGGAGUUAGUGGAUAAGGCCCGGGCAAAACAGUUGCAGCCCCAUGAAUACACCACAGGUACAUUCACUCUUUCCAACCUUGGAAUGUUUGGUGUUGACCGCUUUGAUGCCAUCUUGCCACCCGGAACCGGUGCAAUCAUGGCUGUUGGGGCAUCUGAACCCACAGUCGUGGCCACCAAGGAUGGCCGAAUCGGCAUGAAGACCCAGAUGCAGGUAAAUGUUACAGCUGAUCAUCGUGUAAUAUAUGGGGCGGAUCUUGCUCAGUUCUUGCAGACAUUAGCAAAGAUCAUUGAGGAUCCUAAAGACCUGACAUUCUAGAUAAACUCGGAUCAGUUUUUAUUCCAAGCUUCUUGGGAAACAACAUGAGCCAGAUUUUUCAAGAAUCCCAAACUCUGUUUUGUGAAAUUUGAGACUAAUUAUGUUUUUGUUAAUCAUAUCUUCAAUGAAGCUUAAUUUUUCAUACUUGCUUCUUGUUUAUUAUUAGUAAUUAAUUAAUACGAUGAAUGUGGCAA
Helianthus annuus (common sunflower) is the source of this 1737-nucleotide messenger RNA. Its product is annotated as dihydrolipoyllysine-residue acetyltransferase component 5 of pyruvate dehydrogenase complex, chloroplastic. The transcript has 6 exons. Gene Ontology annotation, biological process: pyruvate decarboxylation to acetyl-CoA. The record is from RefSeq and is a predicted model, not a curated record. The coding region runs from base 134 to 1543 and encodes 469 amino acids. NCBI's taxonomy places the organism in Eukaryota, Viridiplantae, Streptophyta, Magnoliopsida, Asterales, Asteraceae. Gene Ontology annotation, cellular component: chloroplast thylakoid; chloroplast envelope; pyruvate dehydrogenase complex. Gene Ontology annotation, molecular function: dihydrolipoyllysine-residue acetyltransferase activity.